AUGGCGAGUAUUGUGUACCGAGCCUGGAGUGCUCCACUACACAGAAAUGUCAAACGAUCGCGCUUGGAGUUAGAUCCGGGUGGAGAAGUAAACAACAUCGGCGCCGGUGAGCACAACACACUCGAACCCCGGAGCCCCGGUGGUGGAAGCGAAGAGCCCACCUCCCUGGAGCCGUCUCACUCGACACUGGAACCCUCCCUCAACAUUAGCCAUCAUGUCAACGGCCCCUUGCAAGGUGAUUUGAACCGAGAUUCCCCUUCAUCAUACAGCAAUUCCACGUACCCAUCGCCGCAUUAUUACAAAAACAUUCUCAGCUCAAACAGCAGCAGCAGUAGCUACGACCCGGGACUCUUAUCGUCUCAUCACCAGCAACAACAACAGCAGCAGCAGCUUUCUCUACAGCAGCAGCAGCAGCAACAACAACAACAGCAUUCCCACCUUCACCAACAGCCACCACCACCGCCUUCAGCGCCUCCCUCAUCAUCCUCGUCGUCCUCUUCCUCGUCAACAACAUCAUCUAACCACCUCCACCUCCCCCACCACCAACACCAACACCAACAACAGCAGCACCAUCAUCACAUUCAGCAACAGUCGCAACAGCAACUACAGCAGCAACCGUCUCGAGACGGGAGCAGCAACAACAACAACCACGACGGUAGCCGCCCCGACAGCCAAAACGGAGUAGCAGCAGCAGCAACAGCAACAUCAUCAUCAUCCGGCGUCGUGGUCGGAGGUAGUAGCAGCAACAACAGCAUUAGCAACAGCAGCAUCAACCACCAUCACCACCACCACCACAACAACAGCAGCAGCAGCAACGCGGCAGCGGACGCCGACAACGCCGACAACAGCAGUAGCAGCAGCAACAACACCACCAGCAACAACAUGAGUGUGUAUAUGGGCCACGGUCAGAACGCUGGGAGCUUCAUGCAAGCCUCCUACCCGUACCAUCAGGGCAGUCAGAGCCCUUACAGCAUGCUGCAGACACAGUACGGCACGGACGCCUGUAUGGAGCCAGGGCAGAGGCCGCCCUCGUUCCCGUGUGCCGUUCCGCCCAAGGACGGCCUCCGAGACAGCUGCGCAGAGGCACAGGGAGAGGGCAGCUACAACCAGAUGGCCAACCCGUCACCGCCUCUCAAGGAGAACGGUCAGCGAGGGUCAAGGCCACGCAGCGGCCGGCGGACACAGCCGUCACCUGGCCCGGAGUCCGACCUGGAGCGUGUGUUCGUGUGGGACCUGGACGAGACCAUUAUCAUCUUCCACUCGCUGCUCACCGGCUCCUACGCCCAGAGAUACACCAAG
This is a messenger RNA of Aplysia californica (California sea hare), 1299 nucleotides long. RefSeq names its product eyes absent homolog 1. Lineage: Eukaryota; Metazoa; Mollusca; Gastropoda; Aplysiida; Aplysiidae. Gene Ontology annotation, cellular component: nucleus. The record is from RefSeq and is a predicted model, not a curated record. Gene Ontology annotation, biological process: negative regulation of extrinsic apoptotic signaling pathway in absence of ligand; anatomical structure development; cell differentiation. Gene Ontology annotation, molecular function: protein tyrosine phosphatase activity.